UAUUAUACCUUUUUCCUAAAAGUAAAUUUCUAAUUUUCAAAAACUAAUUAAAUAUCAUAUAUCAAACAUGUGUCAAUUUGUUUAAAUUUUAUCAUUUAUAAAGUAUCAGAGAACAAAUAAGAAAAUAUUAGCUCGUUUCAAAUUCAAGCUAUAUAGAAAAUUGUUACGUUCCUGCUCGGGUUAAAUGCCGUAUGUACAUAUGUAAAUAUGUAUGUAUGUAUGAGUAGCGUACUACACUUACUAUACUUGACUCUAUCCGUAAUCGUCAGUUCACGUUGUACAUCCGAUGAGUUAUGAAUUUGAGAGGCACAUAGAAGUAUAAUAAUUAUUUAUUAUUACUAUUAUAAAUAAGUAAAGUCACACUGAAUUAAAUAAUAUAAAUAUGAAAUCGAAAAAAUCAAAUAACGUCGGAUUAUUGUAUUUAAAGACUUAUAAUUUGCUACAAGUAUUUGGUUGGAGUUAUAUACUUUACAAAUUUGUAGUGAAUGAUUUUUCUUCUACGACAGAAGCAAAUUUGUGGCAGAAUAUUAAAUGGCCUGUUGUUAUUUUUCAACAUGCUGCUCUUUUAGAAAUAAUCCAUGCUGCAACUGGUUUAGUUAAAUCAAAUCCUGUACUUACAACUUUUCAAGUGUUUAGUCGUAUUAUAGUUGUGAGUGGUGUAUUGUUGGCAACUCCAAAUAAUUAUGCGGCGUCAUCUCAUGGUCUUCCAUUAGCCAUUUUAGCAUGGUCAAUAACGGAAAUAAUCCGAUAUUUGUUUUACUAUAUGAAUCUCAAUGAAUUUGUUCCUUAUUUUCUCACAUGGCUAAGGUAUACGUUAUUUAUUGUAUUGUACCCAAUAGGUAUAACUGGAGAAUUAUUAUGCAUAUAUUCAGCUGUAAAUUAUGCAAACUCUCAUCCAGAAUUCUGGAGUUACAAACUUCCUAACUCAUGGAAUUUCAUAUUUAGUUAUUAUUUCAUUCUUAUAGCUAUUAUGCUAUCAUAUAUUCCUCUUUUCCCGCAAUUAUAUUUGCAUAUGUUUGCUCAAAGACGUAAAAUUAUAGGAGGUGAAACAUCCAAGAAAGCGAAUUAAUAUAAAGGAAAUUUUGAUAUAUUUUAUUAAUAUUUUAUAAUAUUUAUGGUAAAAAUAAAUAUUACAAUAUAUAGCA
This is a messenger RNA of Bombus pyrosoma, 1145 nucleotides long. RefSeq names its product very-long-chain (3R)-3-hydroxyacyl-CoA dehydratase hpo-8 (gene Hacd1). Gene Ontology annotation, biological process: sphingolipid biosynthetic process; fatty acid elongation; very long-chain fatty acid biosynthetic process. Gene Ontology annotation, cellular component: endoplasmic reticulum membrane. Gene Ontology annotation, molecular function: 3-hydroxyacyl-CoA dehydratase activity. Lineage: Eukaryota; Metazoa; Arthropoda; Insecta; Hymenoptera; Apidae. The record is from RefSeq and is a predicted model, not a curated record. The transcript has 5 exons. The coding region runs from base 383 to 1069 and encodes 228 amino acids.